AUGCAACGAGUUCCAUAAUAUAUUCAACGACCAGUGAUUUAAGAUUCUUUUAGAUAAUCCUUCAAAUAAACAUCAGAUAAAGAAAAUUCCUGCAUUUAAUUACAAAAACGAAAACCCAUAUAAGCUUACCCAUAAUAUCAAUCUACUUAAGUAUUAUAAAAGGCUGAGAUACGUCCUAAUUCUUCAUAACCUAGAUAGCCAUCUAUUUAGAUAGUUCCAAGACCAGCUUCAGCAUCUAUAGAUAAGGGAGCUUUUUCGAAUUAAAAAUAACCAUGCAGAUCUUCUUUUAAAGAAUUGAAAAAUUCAACAUAUAUUUCACCUUAAUUAGCUACUCCUUAAUCUAGAUAUUAUUCAUAAAAAUAAUUACCAGAUACUCAUCUAAUUAAAUGCCCAUCUGAUUAAUUAUUGCCAAACAAAUAAAUUGAUUAAUAAGAAUAUUAGAAAUUACAUGAUAAAUUACUAUUCUUAGAAAAUAAAAUCAAUUUAAUUAAAUCAAAUAUAGACAUUAGCAAUUCUUAAUUGUAAAAAUAAUCUGAAAGAUCAAAACAAAAGCCAAUUGGAUUAGCAGCUAAAUUUUUUUAAAAAAAAGAUCAAGAAAAUAUUGAACCAAAAGGAAAUAUAGCUCUUAAAGAAUUAACAAAAUGUUCAACAUCUUUAAAUUUAUAAAUUAAUAAAGCAUUAAAACAUAGUUAAGUGAUUAAAGAAUAAGAUUAGCCUAGUAUAAAUUUAGAUUAAUUUGUCACAUAAGUAAAGUAAAUUAAAAAGCCUAUUCUAUAAUAAUCAUCUUUAAAUAGGCAUUAAUCAUUAGGGAUUAAUAAAUCAUAUAAUUAAGUGACUAAAUCAAUUAUUAAUGAGAAAUCUUAUUCAUCUUAAAAACCUUCUAAAAGUGAUAAUGUAUUCAUAUUUUCUAUCAUAGUUUCUAUAUUACAUUUCUAGUGUAGCCAGAAGCAUGUUAAUAUAACAACCAAAUAAAAUAGAUGAAGUAAUUAGAGAUCAUAUAAUUUAAACAAUAUAAGUAAUAGAUUUUUUACAAUUAAAAGGGUUUAGAAUAUGCUAGGAAUUUAUAAUUUGAAUUCUAGGAAGAGAAAGUUGUUAAUUUACCUUAAAUAAACAAUUUAAAAACAUUAGUGUUUGAUUUGGAUGAAACUUUGAUUCAUUGUAAUGAGAGUGUUUCUGUCCCUGGUGAUAUAAUUUUACCAAUUACAUUUCCAACUGGAGAGACUAUAUAAGCUUCUAUUAAUAUUAGACCUUUUGCUUAAUAAAUACUUUAAACUUUGUCUCGACAUUUUGAAAUUAUAGUUUUUACAGCAUCUCAUUCUUGUUAUGCAAACAUUGUAUUAGAUUAUUUAGAUCCAAAGAAAUAAUGGAUCAGUCAUAGAUUAUUUAGAGAACAUUGUAUACAAACAGAUGAAGGAGCAUAUGUUAAAGAUUUAAGGUAAAAUAAUCAAUACUAUUUUCAAGAGUUCUUGGAAAUCGAAAAAUGUCAAAUAUUUUAUUAAUUGAUAAUGCAAGUUAUUCAUUUGGAUAAUAAAUUGAUAAUGGAGUUCCUAUAAUUGCUUUUUAUGAUAAUAAGUAAGAUUAGGUAAUUUUGUAGUUGAUCUUUUAGGAAUUACUCUAUCUUCAAAAUUAUUUAAUAAAAUUCAGAGUAGUGACUGAUGUAAGAGAAUUGAAUUCUUAGUUAUUAAAAGUGAGUUCAUUCACUAAUUAUUAAGAUCCAUUACUAUUAUUGUAAGAUUUAUUUUCAGAAUAAAUACCAAAAUGA
Messenger RNA from Paramecium sonneborni, 1762 nucleotides. The record is from the annotation of a GenBank genome assembly. Lineage: Eukaryota; Ciliophora; Oligohymenophorea; Peniculida; Parameciidae.